Messenger RNA from Aspergillus ruber CBS 135680, 1095 nucleotides. RefSeq names its product cytochrome b5-like heme/steroid binding domain-containing protein. Bases 1 to 1095 code for a protein of 364 amino acids. The transcript has a single exon. Gene Ontology annotation, molecular function: heme binding. The record is from RefSeq and is a predicted model, not a curated record. NCBI's taxonomy places the organism in Eukaryota, Fungi, Ascomycota, Eurotiomycetes, Eurotiales, Aspergillaceae.
AUGGGCUGGGUAGGAGUGGCCACGCUAAUAGCGACGGCAUGCUACGUAUUCUACCGUUUCCCCCCUCAUACAUGGCCAUCGGAGCCAGCCUCGACGCCCCCGGAACCGAUCCCCGAAGCUCCUCCACGAAACAAUGCGCGAACCACGGAUAAAGCCAAACCGCCCGUUAUUCCAAAGAUUGAAUCUGCCGUGAUAGAAAACGAAGAAGAAAAUGCAGAGGAGCAAUCAACACCCAAAGCAUCCGCAAGUGCACCGGUGCUAGAAGUGCCCGUCCUCGAUCUCGAUGACUCCGCGGCGGAAGACAGAUCGGCAAAAUCUACAGCUUCCUCGAACCAUAACGAUUCCUCUCUUCAUCAUAAUUCUUCCACCGAUACAGUGGCCAGACAAGCCGCCACAAUGCCACCACGACCACUCCCACCGACGCCGUCGCCGUCGUCGUCGCCGUCACAAGCAGAUUCUUCCUCCUUAAUGCCCCCUCCUCCUCUCCCUCGAAACCGCGCAACAGGACAACAAACCCAAUCUUCAAAAUCCCAGUUCCUAAGCCCCGGCCCCGUCCCCGGACGGAAACCGCCACGCCUCAACAGCAACUCCCUCGCACCCCCUCCCUCUGCCGCAUCCUCACAACGUGGCCCCCAACGCCUCGCACCACCAACCAACAGCCUCGCCCCCCCGGCCCAGGCCUCCCUCAAACUCCCCUCCUCAGCCAACAACGCUUCCAAACGUGCAAUCCUCGAACCAGGCUUCUCACCCCUAGACUGGGCCGCCCUAACCACAAACCCAAAAGCCAACCUUCGCGGCGAAAAUCUCCCCCCACACCUCAUCCGCGUAACGCCCUCAAUGCUCAAGAUACAAAACGGACGGAAGGGCCGCGACGCGUGGACGUCGUAUCAGGGGAAGGUGUUUAAUAUCCAGCCGUACGUGCCGUUUCAUCCGGGCGGGAAGGGGGAGUUGUUGAGGGGAGCGGGGAAGGAUUCUGCGAAGUUGUUUUUAGAGGUCCAUCCGUGGGUUAAUUGGGAUGCGAUUUUGGGGGAGUGUUUGGUGGGGAUUUUAGUUAGUGAGAAUGAGGGUGAGAAUGCGUUGGAUGCUAUGGAUUGA